Molecule: messenger RNA, 1210 nt
Organism: Manihot esculenta (cassava)
Lineage: Eukaryota; Viridiplantae; Streptophyta; Magnoliopsida; Malpighiales; Euphorbiaceae
Exons: 2
Coding region: 180-617 (145 amino acids)
Source: RefSeq, a predicted model, not a curated record
AUCAUCUGUGUCAUAAGCUUAUACGUAAAUAUUCUCUUCUUUAUAUAUAUAUCUUUCAUUUAAUAAUUAACAUAUUUGAUAAAAAGGCACGUCUGGUGGGUAGCUAAAACAAGUUUAGUUAAUUUCCUUGGAUAAGUACCCUGAUUUGUGGAACUCAAAGUCUAAUAUUUUUAGGUUUUAUGUCUUUUCUACACCACAGCUCUCUCUCUCUCUCUCACCAUUUUAAGCUCCAACAGCACAUCUCUGGUUCUUCUUCAAGGCAGGGAAAAAUACCAAGAAUUGGGUUUUGGUUGAUGGGAAGAUACAAGGAAAAUGAAGAAUACUGUGAGACUAAGGAUCAUGAAGAACCAAUGAAGAUUGUGAAGGCGUGCAUGCCUUGUUUGUGGUCAUUUAUGGUGAGCCUUUCAGGAGGGCUAAUACUGGGUUACUGGGAGUACGAGUAUCAUCUUACAAAUAGUCAGCUAUGGAUGGUGCCCUUAGGUCUGAUUCUGCUUGUUACGCCGAUGAUCAUUUCAGCGGCUCUUUUGGUCUCAGAAAUCUGUAAUUCGGAAGACGGCAACUCAAAAAGAAGUCAACCUGUCAGUUCUUUAGAUGAUUUAGAGAAAUACUUGAAAUAAAUUCCAGUGUCAAUCGAUUUGGGUUCCUGAACCUGAACCUUCCUCGUAUUGUUAAGCUGUUGCUAUGUCAUAUCAACUCACUCUUAUCAGGGUUUGCUUGAAAUGCUGGUGCUUUGCUCAUCUUCUAUAAAGCAUUCAUUUUAGGCUUAAAAUUAAUUUGGUUAAUUUGGUUUGAUUGGAUACAGUAUCAAUUAGCAAAGAAAUGUUGAAGUUUUGAUUAGUGGGUACAGGCAUACGUGCAAUAUGAUUAUCGGAUAAACAAACUAGUUUGAAAAUCCUAGCAAUUUGCAUUAAUUUUUAUUUUUGUUGAAGCAUGCAUGAUUCGUGCCAACUUGUGUUGUUUUAAAUGGUGAUAAUAGUAAUUAAAGUAGAGGGGAUGAUGUGUGUUAACUGUUAAGUCAAGAAUGUUGCCUUCCCCAGUUUGUAUUUUUGUUAUUGUUUAUGUCCCUAUCCAGUGGCCUGCACAGUGUUCACCCACUGCCCUGCCUAUCCAUUUCCAGGAUUAUUUUUUAAUAUGCUUGCUUGUCCCUCCCAUUGCAUACAUAGGCUUGCAGGUAAUUUGCACAUCUGACCACACAAUACCAAUGAAGACA